AGAUUAUCAUAUAAUGUAGUGUAUGGCGACCAUUCCAAGCCACGGAGAUCUCUUAUAGGUUAUAACUUUGUUUAGAAAAGGCAAUAUACGUAACUGGUGGCCAAAAUGACAGAAAGGAAAUACAGUUUUGAAACGGGAGAGAAGAAUUCGUUCAGUAUUGUAGACUAUGUUAUAUUUGCUGCCACCUUACUCAUUUCGGCAGCCAUUGGAAUUUAUUAUGCAGUAAAAGACAGAAAAAAGCAAAAUGUGAAAGAAUUUUUAUUGGCAGGUGGCAAGAUGCCUAUACUUCCAGUCGCACUGUCACUUUUAGCUACUUUCAUGUCAGCUAUAACAUUAUUAGGAACACCAGCUGAGAUGUAUAACUAUACCACCAUGUAUUUGUGGAUUGGAAUAGGCUAUGUUAUAACUAUGGCCUGUACUGCCCAUAUCUUUAUACCAGUAUUCUAUAGACUCAAGAUUACCAGUUGUUAUGAGUAUCUGGAACUUCGAUUCAACAAAUUAGUCCGGACUAUAAGCACAGUUAUAUAUGUUAUUCAUAUGACUAUCUAUAUGGGAAUAGUUUUAUAUGGCCCUUCUUUAGCCGUAAAUGCAGUGACAGGGUUAUCAUUAUGGGGAGCAAUAUGUGCUGUUGGAUCUGUUUGUAUUUUGUACACGACGCUGGGUGGUAUGAAAGCAGUUUUAUGGACCGACACAUUCCAAAUUAUUAUGAUGGGUAUUGGUUUAUUAGCAGCAUUGAUACAAGGUUCUAUAGAAAUUGGUGGAUUCGGUCGUGCCUGGGAGAUUGCUGAUAAAAAUCAAAGAGUGGUGUAUGACGACUUCAACGUCCUUCCUACAGUUAGACACACAUUUUGGUCACUAGUUAUUGGUGGAUCUUUCUUGUGGACGUCCAUUUAUGCUGCAAAUCAAGCUCAGAUUCAAAGAGCUGUAUCUUGUUCAUCUCUGCGCCGAGCUCAAAUAGCAAUAUGGUUGAAUGCCCCUGGUCUGGUGAUUAUUUUGUUCUUAUGUUCAUUGAUUGGUAUUGUGAUGUAUGCAUUUUAUAGUACAUGUGAUCCUUUAAAAUUUGGACUAAUAUCUGCAUCAGAUCAGUUAUUCCCUUUAUUUGUGAUGGAUAUUUUGGGACAUAUUCCUGGUAUUCCUGGUCUAUUUAUAGCCUGCAUAUUUUCUGGAACUCUAAGUUCCAUAUCAUCUGGUUUAAAUGCGCUAGCCGCAGUGGUAUUAGAGGAUAUAAUUAAACCGUAUUGUUUAAAAGAUCUACGGGAAAGUCGUGCUACUCUUAUAUCUAGAAUCAUAGCAUUUGUAUUUGGUUUGGUUUGCCUUGGUUUAACUUGGGUUGCUUCACAAAUGGGAAGCAUAUUGCAGGCUACACAUACAUUAUUUUCAAUAUUGGGUGCCCCAGCUCUGGGUUUGUUUACUUUAGGAAUGCUAUUCCCGUGGGCAAAUGCAAAGGGUGCUUUAGCUGGUCUCCUCACGAGUGUUGUGCUUUUAUUAUGGAUUGGAUUCGGGUCAUUUAUAGCCGGUAUACCACCAAUAAAAUCUCCAGUUAGUAUUUCUGGCUGUAACUGGACUCUAUUAGAUGAUGGUGUUAUGGGCUUCAAUAAUAUAACAUUCAACCCAACAGGAAACACAACAAAUAUAACUAUUCCUUCCGACAUAGAUUAUUCAUCACCAUUAACUCAUAUAUAUCAAAUAUCCUAUUUAUGGUAUAGUGUCUUAGCUGUAGUGAUAGUUUUACUAGUUGGUCUACCAGUCAGUUUUAUAACAGGUGCUCAGAAUCCAUCCGAAUUAGACCCAAAAUUAAUUUGUCCAAUAUUUGAUAUUGUGUUACCAUGUUUACCAUAUAAAAUACGUCAUUUUCUUUAUUUUGGUGUCAAACACCCAGAGAGAAAGAUGAAAGAAGCUUCAGAACUUGCCAAGAAAGAUGAGAACCAAGAAUCAAAUAACGAUAUUUUACUAUCAGAUUUAUCGAAAGAGAUCAAAAUGUCACCUUCAUUUUCAAAUAAUGAUCAUCAAAAAAACUCAUAGCUGUUUUAAUAUAUUUAUGAAUAAAAAUAUUUUUU
Molecule: messenger RNA, 2057 nt
Organism: Lottia gigantea (owl limpet)
Lineage: Eukaryota; Metazoa; Mollusca; Gastropoda; Lottiidae
Exons: 16
Coding region: 106-2022 (638 amino acids)
Biological process (GO): transmembrane transport; sodium ion transport
Cellular component (GO): membrane
Molecular function (GO): symporter activity
Source: RefSeq, a predicted model, not a curated record